GAGUCCUUUGGGGAUUCCCAAGCAGUGGAAGGGGCUCCUAUUUGCUGCAGCAUUUAGGGGAAGGAACCCCAAGUUCCCUCCACCCGGAUGAGGCCAGCCAGGCUGUGGGAGUCUCUGGUUGUACUCCCGCGGAGGGCUGAGACCCUCAAAGGGGAAACACAGAGAGCCGGGUGUCCUGGGGUGCUCCGAGUCACCGAGCUACAGACAGGAGAGAGUGGGACACUGUCUUGGCUGGUCAGUUUCACUAGAAGUGUUUUUUUUUUUUUAAGGGUAAAAAAUAAUUUCCAAAGGAAUAACUGCAAACAAACUAGGUUAGAUAUUGGAAUAGAAGGCAGGAUGUAGGUGAAUUUUUAAGAUCAAACAAGAGAUGUUAAAGAGACAUGAACCCUGCAUGGCUCCGGUCCCACAGUCAGGCCUGGAGGCAGGGGACUUCUCCUGCGGGGCGGGGGUUUCUGAGGGAAAGUCUGAGCAGCUCCAUCACAGGAGAAGAGGGGCUCAGGAAAGUCCUGGGUCUGGGAAUUGAGGCCAAUGUCAAAACCAGCCUGUUUCCCGGAGUGCCCUGGUCAGCCCGGCCCCAGAGGGAGGGCCUGCGGCCCGUAUGUGUGUGUGUGUGUGCAGGGUGGUGUGUCUGUGGGUGUGCUGGGGGAGGAGGAGGAGGAAGCAGAGCCACUGUACAAGGGCUGUGCAGGCUGUCGGUGCAGGCGGCCUCACACACACAAAGGCACACAGAUGCGAGCCAUGUGAAUCACCCAGCCAGUGAGUCAGCCCCCAGGAUUCCUGUCGGGGAAUGAGCGAGGCUGGACUGCAGUCUGUGGGUCCAUCUGUCAAUCUGAUGUGUGCGUGUGUGAAGGCUGUCUGUGCCCAGAAUCCAGAGCACCCCCUGCACCACCAUGACUGGGCUGCUGAAGAGGAAGUUUGACCAGCUGGACGAGGACGACUCCUCUCUCUGCUCCUCCUCCUCCUCUGUGUCCUCCUCGGGCUGCCACUCUCGAUCCUGCUCCCCGAACUCCUCAGUCUCCCCAGCCUGGGACUCGGAUGAGGAGGGCCCCUGGGAUCAGAUGCCCCUGCCUGGCCGUGACUUCUGUGGCCCCCAAAGUUUCACCCCCCUGUCCAUCCUGAAGCGGGCUCCCCGCAAGCGCCCGGGCCGCGUAGCCUUCGAUGGCAUCACUGUCUUCUACUUUCCUCGGUGCCAGGGCUUCACCAGCGUGCCCAGCCGUGGCGGCUGCACUCUGGGUAUGGCCCCUCACCAUAGCGCCUGCCGCCGCUUCUCCUUGGCCGAGUUUACACAGGAGCAAGCCCGCGCCCGGCACGAGAAGCUCCGCCUACGCUUGAAGGAGGAAAAGCUGGAGGUGCUGCAGUGGAAGCUUGCAGAGGCUGGCGUACCUGAGACAGAGGCCAGCCCACCACUUACAGUGGACGCCAUUGAUGAUGCCUCUGUAGAGGAGGACUUGGCAGUGGCCGUGGCAGGUGGCCGGUUGGAAGAAAUGACCUUUCUACAGCCCUAUCCAGCCCGGCAGCGGCGGGCCCUGCUACGGGCCGCCGGUGUGCGGAGGAUCGAUCGUGAGGAGAAGCGGGAGCUGCAGGCUCUGCGCCGAUCCCGAGAGGAUUGUGGCUGUCGCUGCGAUAGGGUCUGCGACCCUGAGACCUGCAGCUGCAGCCUAGCAGGCAUCAAGUGCCAGAUGGACCACACAGCAUUCCCCUGUGGCUGCUGCAGGGAGGGCUGUGAGAACCCCAAGGGCCGUGUGGAAUUUAAUCAGGCACGAGUUCAGACCCAUUUCAUCCACACGCUUACCCGUCUGCAGCUGGAGCAGGGGGCUGAGAGCCUUGGGGAGCUGGAGGCCCCUGCCCCGGGGGGCCCACUUAGCCCUGAUGAGCCUGUCUUGGCCCCCACUUUCCCACUGGCCAAGCCCCCUGUGAGCAGCGAGCUAGGAGACAACAGCUGCAGCAGCGACAUGACCGACUCCUCCACAGCAUCAGGCACCAGCGAGGCCCCUGACGGCCCCACCCACCCGGCCCUGCCUGGCCCUGGCUUCCCGCCUAGCGUGGAUGAUGACAGCUUGGCUCGAAUCCUGAGUUUCAGUGACUCUGACCUGGGUGGAGAGGAGGAGGAGGAAGAGGAAGGGGGAGUGGGGAGCCUCGACAACCUCAGCUGCUUCCACCCGGCUGACAUCUUUGGUACUGGUGACCCUGGUGGCCUGGCCAGCUGGACCCACAGCUGUUACAGUUCUAGCCUCACAUCAAGCAUCCUGGAUGAAAACGCCAACCUGGAUGCCAGCUGCUUCCUAAACAGUGGCCUUGAAGGAUUGGGAGAAGGCAGCCUCCCUGGCACCUCAGGGCUGCCCAGCACGGACGCCGGCCAGAGCAGCUCAGUAGACCUCAGCUUGUCUUCCUGCGACUCCUUUGAACUGCUCCAGGCCCUGCCAGACUAUAGUCUGGGGCCUUACUCCACCUCCCGGAAGGUGUCUGACAGCCUGGACAACCUUGAGGCACCCCAUUUCCUCUUGCCUGCCUUUUCUCCGCCUGGGGAUGCCAGCACUUGCUUCCUGGAGUCCAUCAUGGGCUUGUCCGAGCCAGCUGCCGAGGCCCUGGCUCCCUUCACGGACAGCCAGUUGUUUGAGGACGCUGCCCCAGCAUCUCUGGUAGAGCCGGUGCCCGUGUGAGGACUAAGGUGCCUUUACCUGGCCCCAAGAGCCCUGUUGCUGCUUUGUUGUAAUUUGGGGGCUCCCGAGGUCUAUUAUGUAAUGGUUUCCCGUGGGCUGGCUCACCCACGCGGGCACUCCUGAUUUUCGUGCAACACUCUGGAUUGAUUUAUUUAUUUUUGUCACUUUCUGUGCUGAAGAGAGGGUGGGGAGGGGGCUUCCCCUCUCAGCCGCCCAGCCCCCGCACCCCACCUCCCCCUAACUCGGUGCCCACAUAGUCUCUUCCGCUUCUGCAGUGCUGUGCCAGGAAGAGGAGGAACCAUGGCUCCCCUGGAGCUUUGCAGACCCCUUGUCGGUCUUGUAUGAUGUUCUUCAGCCCAAAGACAGCAAGACAGGGCUGAAAUCAGCCACUUCUUACUGCUUCUCCUGCCACCCUGAGCCCUAGACCCUUGGGUGGCUGAAUCCUCUGGACUGUGAAGACUAUAAUUUAUUUCCAUAAUUUAUUUGGAGACUAAGUGGCUUAGGCGUCUCCUGUCUGGCUGGUGGGCAGUGCUGGGGGUUGGGUGGGGCAGAGACCCCUCCGAGUCCCUUUUGCCUUGUAGUCCUGCCCUGUCUGGUGUAGACCAGGUGUGGAUCUGAGCCCUAAGUCUACUAUGGCAGCUGCUUGGCUCCAGAUGGCUGAGCAGGCAGGGGCUGGCCUGGGACAGCAUCUGGGCAGGGGGAGGGGCUGGGCUGACCAACCAUGACCAAAACCCUGUGCUGCCCCAUGCAGCCCCCUCUGCUUCCUGUCCUCUGCCCCAUCUCCCCUGCUCCCAAAAGUUACAGCCUUUAUUCCAGGCCCAUGAAUAUAGGAGGGGGAAGCAGGAAGCCUAGAGAGGGCCAGGGACUUGCCUCAGGGCCCUCAGCAUGCCCCUGACUACUAUCUCAGGGCUUUCUGGGCACUGCACUCCAGCCUGGUCCACCUGCCCAUGCCCUAAGGCCAGCUGGCCAGGGACGAGGGGUGGCUUCUUAUGGCUUUUAUGCCUUUCGUUUGCUGAUACUGAAUUCUGCAUCAUAAUUUCUAUAUUGUCCCUGAGUAUUAGAACUAUAAUUUAUUCAUUUUUCUCUGUGUCUGUGCCAAGAAGCCCAGGCUCUGGGCCUGCCCUCUCGCCCAGGAGGCCUUGCCAGCCUGCGUGCUUGUGGGAACACUUUGUACCUGAGCUUACAGGUACCAAUAAAGAGGCUCUAUUUUUAA
Equus caballus (horse) is the source of this 3873-nucleotide messenger RNA. RefSeq names its product cysteine and serine rich nuclear protein 1 (gene CSRNP1). Gene Ontology annotation, molecular function: DNA-binding transcription factor activity, RNA polymerase II-specific; sequence-specific DNA binding. NCBI's taxonomy places the organism in Eukaryota, Metazoa, Chordata, Mammalia, Perissodactyla, Equidae. Gene Ontology annotation, biological process: regulation of transcription by RNA polymerase II. The record is from RefSeq and is a predicted model, not a curated record. Gene Ontology annotation, cellular component: nucleus.